Notodromas monacha is the source of this 594-nucleotide messenger RNA. The record is from the annotation of a GenBank genome assembly. NCBI's taxonomy places the organism in Eukaryota, Metazoa, Arthropoda, Ostracoda, Podocopida, Cyprididae.
AUGUUCCUGUGGGAAGCCUUGGUUGGAGGGGUGGCUGGUGUAUUAGGAUUCCUUGGUUUGUACAAGAAGUCCGGUAAAUUGUUAUUCCUCGGUCUGGAUAACGCAGGAAAAACCACUCUGUUGCAUAUGCUGAAGGAUGAUCGAAUGGCACAGCAUGUUCCAACCCUGCAUCCCACGUCGGAGGAAUUAUCUGUCGGGAACAUGCGGUUCACGACGUUUGAUUUGGGUGGACAUCACCAGGCACGAAGAGUGUGGAAAGACUACUUUCCUGCUGUGGACAGCAUUGUUUUCUUGAUCGAUGCCGCUGAUCGACAGAGAUUCGAAGAAAGUAAGAGAGAGCUCUCGUCGUUGCUUCUAGACGAACAGUUAUCCUCGGUUCCAGUUUUGAUUCUUGGAAAUAAGAUUGACAAAAAUGGAGCUGUUUCUGAAGAGGAAUUGCGUGACGCGUUUUCACUCCAUGGGUUGACAACGGGACGUGGACAUAUGUCGCGCGGAGAAGUAAGUUCUCGACCAUUAGAGGUGUUCAUGUGCAGUGUCCUUAAGCGCCAGGGUUACGGGGAGGGUUUCCGUUGGCUUGCUCAGUACAUUGAUUGA